AACAGAAGCUGCGGUAGUCAACGAGGAGAAUUUUAUGCAGUCGGCGUUGGUUCAGAAUUUUAUUUAUUUUAUUUUUUUUAAUGUACUCGCAGCUUCUGCUUUUGUCAGGGAACAAAUUAAGAAAGAAAACACACUUUGUUUUGUUCGUGGUGCUCGCUGACACCCAGGUCUCCACUUAAACAUUUGAGCAAAACUAACUCCUUUUUGUGCCAGAGGUAUAAAAGAAAAAAAAAUCCUGGUGGUUACCUGCAAUAUCUGCCACCAUUAUAUGCUCAUCUAGCCAUUUCACGAACACAUGAGCCCUGUGUAUAAGAAAACUUUCAUCUCGGAACAUUAAAGAGGCGCUGCAAAUCUUCAAAAAGACUGGACUGGGGUUGCUGUAGCAGGUUCGCAGUUUCUAAGCAGAAAAUGCACAAAAUACCAUCUACAGUUGAAGAAUUCCUGGAAUUACAACAUUUGAAAGAUUGGCCAGAAAAUCCUAUAGAAUCAAAUAAAGGAGAAGACCUUUUAAGCACCAUCUAUACAUUAGAUUCUCUAAAUGAAGAUUUUCUUAAAAAUGCGCCUCUGGAAACCAAAACCUUUGAAGAUUUGGAGGCCAGGGUUGCUGAGCAAGCGUUUCUUUUGGAAAAAUAUGUCUGCAAAAUCUUGCCGAGUUCAGAAGAUGAUCUGCACCCACUAGCUGAAACAUUUCUUACUGAAAUUGAUAUUCCAGGCGUUUGUGAAACAAAGACCAAAAAAGGCGAAACACAGGUGCUGAAAGGUAUUAGUGAUAAAGAAAAGGAAAGAAAUGUUGAGAACUGUGUAUUAACUAUUUUCAAAAGCAAUGAAUGCAUCAAACUUCCAGGAUGUGUGGAGGCUGCACAGAUACUAAAUCUUGUUACGAAAGCACAAAAUAUAAAAGGUGACAACUUAAAAGCGAUGAAAAAGUUUUUUCUUUCAGAAGCUUCAGUAGCUGUUCUUCAAGAUUCUUUCUGGUGGUUUUUAUGUCAACAAUUUAAGCCUGACCAUGUAGAUCAAAACUAUCUUUUCGACAGAAUUUCAGCCAGUUUCACUAAUCUUUUCUGGAGUGUUCCCCACAAUGUUAAAGACUUUUUUUUCAAGAUAUAUCCAGACUGCCUCUCACAAGCCAUAUUUGCAGUGUUUUAUGAAGCAUUUCCAGAAUCUCGUGUACUUUUUAAUGACAAGUUUAAAAGUGAAGUAAUGGACUUAAUUUUCCAAUGGGUGUCUGGAGUAAAGCCUGCACCUUGUUCUUGGGCACAUUGGGAUCUAAGCUUGCUGGAGAGGACAAAUCUGAAUGUUGAUAAAAUACAUAAUAAUUUAACAAAGAAUGAUGAAACACAUAAAAGUCUUCAAAAAAAUGGAGAAUGGCAAUUGAACUUUAAUUUGGAUGACCUGAUUCAAAAGGCUAGAGAGACCUACCAUUCAUCAGUGCAUGAAGUUAAAGAUGUACAUGCUACAGAGUCUCACUGUAUUGGUCCAGGACCAGAAUUUCAUCAUGUACUCUUUAAACUUGGAGGUCAUAGCCCACUAAUAUCCAACUACCUGAAGAUGCAUAAGUUGCCAGGUUGUGAAGAAGAAGGUCAGAAUCAUAAAGUAAAGCAUGUUGAAAUAUCUCAGUUACCGCCAGUUGGCCCAACCUAUCAGGAUAUUAUUAAGGAAACUCAAAAACUCAGGCAGAGUCUAAAGAAAGAUUAUGCAAUGUUGGAAUCUAAAACCCAAAAUGAAAUUGCUGAAGUACAGAAACAAAAGCAGAGAGUUAACUUCCACAUUAACAAGAUGAAAAGUGAGGUCUUGAAAGGGGUAAAAGUGGACAGUGGACUUUUGUUGGAUAAAUUGCAAAUGACCCCAUUUUCCAGCAUGAUGUUCAUGAAAGAUAAGUUAACAAUCCAAGAAGUCAUUGAUUCAGGCAAAGAUCAUGAAUGAUCCACUAUUUCUAGAUUUUCUUAUUUUGAGUUCAUACGUAAUGUUUACUUAAAUGUAAAUCAAUAAAGUUCAUUACAUCUUUUUGCAUUUAUGAA
Molecule: messenger RNA, 2018 nt
Organism: Xenopus tropicalis (tropical clawed frog)
Lineage: Eukaryota; Metazoa; Chordata; Amphibia; Anura; Pipidae
Gene: fam227b
Product: family with sequence similarity 227 member B
Exons: 18
Coding region: 409-1923 (504 amino acids)
Source: RefSeq, a predicted model, not a curated record